Messenger RNA from Xiphophorus maculatus (southern platyfish), 962 nucleotides. RefSeq names its product glia maturation factor beta (gene gmfg). Gene Ontology annotation, cellular component: actin cortical patch. Gene Ontology annotation, molecular function: Arp2/3 complex binding; actin binding. The coding region runs from base 421 to 849 and encodes 142 amino acids. Lineage: Eukaryota; Metazoa; Chordata; Actinopteri; Cyprinodontiformes; Poeciliidae. The record is from RefSeq and is a predicted model, not a curated record. Gene Ontology annotation, biological process: actin filament debranching; negative regulation of Arp2/3 complex-mediated actin nucleation. The transcript has 7 exons.
UACCUCAGGGAUUAAUGCUCGACCCCUUCCUGUUUUCAGUUUUACAUACUUCAGGUUGGCCAAUUCGUUCAGAACACACACAUUUCCACAUUUCCAGAGCCACAUACAUCUGUGUGAAAUGUGGAAGUGAAAGCAAGUAGGUGGCAAUGACAUGCAAGACAAGAGUCCCGGUAAUCCUGAAAAUAAUCUGGUUUCUUUCUGUGUUCAACGAUGAAGAACAACAUUUUUACAGCUGUGCUUGUGCAAUACGAUGGCUGAUGUUAUGUCAGUAAAAAGAGGAAAGAGUCCUGCUGCAGACUCUUGUUGCGUGUCUGCCCUCCCCUCGUCAACAGAAGGAGGAUCUGCUGACAAUCUGACAGAAGCUGUUUGCUGCAAGCAGUUUCACCAAGGCAGUGUCGUACAGGAUAGGAUCCUUUCGAGAUGUCAAGCUCUCUGGUCGUGUGCGACGUGGAAGAAAGCCUGAGAGAAAAACUGAAAAAGUUCCGAUUUCGAAAAGAAACCAACAAUGCAGCCAUACUCAUUAAAAUAGAUAUGGCGAAACAGCUUGUCAUCCUUGAGGAGGAGUAUGAGGACAUCUCACUGGACGACCUGAGAAAUGAGCUUCCCGAGCGCCAACCCAGAUACAUUGUCUACAGCUACAAAUACACCCAUGCGGAUGGGAGAGUGUCUUAUCCCCUCUGUUUCAUUUUCUCAAGCCCAAUGGGGUGCAAGCCAGAGCAGCAGAUGAUGUACGCGGGCAGCAAGAAUCGACUGGUCCAAAUCGCAGAACUCACAAAGAUCUUUGAAACCAGGAAUGCCGACGACCUGACGGAAGAAUGGCUCAAGAACCAGCUGGCGUUUUUUCGCUGAAACUGCUUCUUCUGCAACUUUCAGACCUGCUUCUCAUUCCCUAAGCAAGAUCCUGAAUUUGACUUCCUCUUUUGUUUGUUGUGACAUUAAAACGCUCACUUACAGCAGCAGAG